AUGCAAACCAAGAUACAUCCUGGAAGAAUCUUGAGGAAUCUUAUGGACACCAAGAGUGUGAUGUGUCCAGGAGCCUUCAACGGUCUUGUAGGCAGAAUCAUAGCUAGUCAGGGCUAUGAAAGUGCCUAUGUCUCAGGAGGUGCCAUUACAACUGCCUCUGGAGUGCCAGACAUUGGCCUUCUUCCUAUUGAUGGAUUCACAAAAAUAAUAUCUGAGGUAUGGCAUUCCUCAAAACUUCCUAUUAUUGCAGAUGCAGAUACAGGUUUUGGAGAAGGAGAAAUGGUAGCAAGGACUAUUUGGGAAUAUAACAAAGCAGGUGCAGCAGGCCUUCAUAUUGAAGACCAAGUAUUUCCUAAAAGAUGAGGUCAUCUUUCAGGAAAAUCUGUUGUCCCAGCAGAAGAAUUCUCAUCAAAAGUUAGAAUUGCUGCUGAAGCAAGAGACGAAUGCUCUGAUGGAAACUUUAUCAUCUGUGCACGUACUGAUGCAAAAUCAGUUGAAGGACUUGACUCAGCAGUUGAGAGAGCUAAGCUUUACAUAGACUCAGGAGCUGAUAUGAUCUUCCCUGAAGGUCUAAGCUCCUUAGAAGAGUUUGAACUAGUUAGUAAAGAACUAAAGAAAUACUCUCCUAGCACUUAUCUCUUAGCAAACAUGACAGAAUUUGGUAAAACUCCAAUCAUAGACUUCGAUGACUUUAGCAAAGUUGGAUAUGACAUAGUCAUCUAUCCUGUCUCUACUUUAAGAAUAGCUAUGAAGGCAGUAGAAGACUUCCUCUCUCAACUAAAACAAGACGGAAACGUCAAUGCAGGUUUAGACAACAUGCUCACAAGAGAUAAAUUAUAUGACCUCUGCAACUACAAGCCAGGAGAGGAAUGGAUAUACCCUAAUCCAACCAAAAAGAAGGGAGAAUAAUUCCUAGAAUCAUAAAAUUUCA
Molecule: messenger RNA, 931 nt
Organism: Moneuplotes crassus
Lineage: Eukaryota; Ciliophora; Spirotrichea; Euplotida; Euplotidae
Source: the annotation of a GenBank genome assembly